This is a messenger RNA of Thrips palmi, 1998 nucleotides long. RefSeq names its product cholinesterase 1-like. The record is from RefSeq and is a predicted model, not a curated record. NCBI's taxonomy places the organism in Eukaryota, Metazoa, Arthropoda, Insecta, Thysanoptera, Thripidae.
GGCCAGGGACGACCUAGACCAAAGAUAAACGCAGGGCGCUUCAGCGACACAAUUCUCAACCUUUGUUUGGUCGCCUCACGCGAUUGUGCGAAGAGGAUCCAAAGGUGCAGUCUCGAUCCCGUAACUAUGUAACGCACUGAAGCUGGGAGACCACUCCGAGGGAUACGGGCGGCUGUUCACUGGCCGCUUCCGGACGCGCUCCUGCGAAAGUCCAACCGCUCCCCAGUCUGAGUUACGGCUUUCGACACAGCGAACAGAAAUGGCUUCCAAAAAAGGACCCAAGUCCUCAAGACAGCAGAGGAAAGACUCGAAACCCGACGAGGCGGAGGCUCAGAAGGAAGGCACUGUAUCCUGGAGACUGCCCUCCCUGGCGGACAUGCUGCCGUCUCUAAUGUGCUGGCCAACCUGGCCCUCCGUGUCGGCAAUCGCGUGGACCAGUGACCCGACCGACUCCCGUCCGGUCAUCAAAGUGAGGGACGGUUUCCUCCGAGGAAAAACCCACAGCACCGAGCUGGGCACGACGUACUCGGCCUUCCGCGGAAUCCCUUACGCCAAGCCGCCCGUGGGGAAACUGAGGUUCAAGGCACCGGAACCAGCCCAACCAUGGACAGGUGUUAGAGAUGCGAGCCGCGAGGGGAACAUCUGCACUCAACCUUUCGUCAAUUUUAAGUUUCAGCCAGCGUCAUGGGCUCUGAAGGACAUCAAGGCGUUCAUGGCAACGAUCCCAACGCUCGUUCGUAGAGUUGGCAAGAUUCUCCGCCAAAGCGAAGACUGCCUCUUCCUCAACGUUUACACGCCAGCGUUGCCGCACGGUGAAGAGUCCGAGUCGCUGCUCCCUGUCAUGUUCUUCAUCCACGGCGGGGCCUGCCUCGUCGGCGACGGUGACAGCGACAUUUUUGGCCCGGACUACUUCCUGGACAAGGGCAUCGUCGUCGUCACCUUCAACUAUCGCCUUGGACCGUUCGGCUUCUUGGGCGUCGGCACGGAGGCGGCGCCCGGCAACGCGGGGCUCAAGGACCAGGUCCUGGCGCUGCGCUGGGUGCGCGACAAUGUGGCGGCGUUCGGCGGCGACCCCAACCGCGUCACCAUCUUCGGGGAGAGCGCCGGCGGCGUCUCGGUGCACCUGCACACGCUGUCCCCUCAGUCGCGAGGUCUCUUCCACGCCGCCAUCGCCAGUUCUGGUUCAGCUCUGCACGGCUGGGCCAUGCAGGCCGACCCCCUGGCGAAGGCCCGCGAGCUGGGCCAUCAUCUGGGUAUCGAGGAGUCGGACCCCGACGACCUGGCGGCCGCGCUCUCGACGAUCAGCGCCGGUCGCCUCCUGAAAGCCAUCUACAAGCUCAAGCACCCGGCGCGGUUCUUGUGCCACGAGCUCAUGAUCCUGCCCGUGGUGGAGCCGCCCAGCCCGGACGCCUUCCUCAGCGAAGACCCAAGGGAGAUUUUGAAGCGGGGUGACCAGGCCUCCGUUCCCAUCAUGUUCAGCGUCAACAAUCGCGAAGGCUUGCUAUGGCUCGUUGCCAACCCGACGGCCGGGCGCUUUGCCCCAGAGACGGAGAGAGAGAUGGCGCUGUUGGAACGUCGGCGUGCCAACCUGUGCUUCCUGCCCGAGGCGCUGUACGACGGGCUGGACCCCGAGCAGCGCGUCCAGUGCCACGACGAAAUAAUGCAGCACUACUUUGAUGGCAAAACCUUGAAACUUGACAUGCUGCCUCAGUUUCUAAACGCAUUUGCCGACGUAGCUUUCCUCAACCCCUUGUACGAGGUGACGAAACUUCACGCUAUCAACGAGAAAGCUCCCGUCUACGUGUGUCACCUGAACUACGAUGGCGGACUUCACUUCUUCAGGAGGCUCUUGCAGCACAAACAUCCAGGAAUGGGCCACGGCGAUGAGCUGGGCUACUUGUUCCGAAUUCACCUCCUACCGGAGACUACGCUUUCAAGCGCUGACAUGCUCUAUCGACAGAGGAUGCUCAAUCUUUGGGUAUGCUUCAUAAAAUCCAC